GACAAUCUGUUCCGUUUUCUUCCUCCUCCUGACCGGUUCGGUCACCAUACGAUUUGACCAUUGGGACGGGCCGGACGACUCUGAUACAGAACAUCAAAACCUAGGCCUGGCCCACUUAAUUUAUGGGCUUAAGUAUCAAGUAGCCCAAUUCCCUGCCUACCCACUUCCGUUCGGAAAACCCCGUCUUCCUCCUCAAAUAAGUAGCUCUGCUCUCACGCCUCAGGAGACUCGGAACCCUAGUAAGUUGAUUCUCAGUUGCAGCGCCGUUCAUCCCUCUCUCGCGCCCUUCCUUCGCUGUCUCUGCUCCCAUCAAGGUAAAGCUUCUCGUCGUCCCCGUUCCGAUCUCCCGUCUCUGUCCAUCGCUGUUCAUUUUACUUUCUGUUGCGUUCUUCUGGUAAUUCUUGUUCCUGUUCCUCCGCCGUCAGGUAAGAAACAAUGUCGUUCGGAGAGGUUGCUUGCAGCUACGCCGUCAUGAUUCUCCAUGACGAUGGCAUCCCCAUCACUGCUGAGAAAAUCAGCGCAUUGGUUAAGGCUGCCAACGUGAACGUCGAGUCUUACUGGCCAAGCUUGUUCGCCAAGCUGGCCGAGAAGCGCAAUGUUGAUGACCUGAUCAUGAACGUUGGUACUGGUGGUGGUGGUGGUGGUCCUGCUGCCGUUGCUGCCCCUGCCGGUGGUGCUGCUGCUCCGGCUGCUGCAGCUGCCCCUGCCGCCGAGGAGAAGAAGAAGGAAGAGCCUCAGGAAGAGAGUGAUGAGGACUUGGGUUUCGGCCUCUUUGAUUAGAGAACAGAUUGACCCAGUAUGGCUUAGUUUCUUCUUGUUACCUGAAGUUUUUGGUUUAAUUGUAGUUGGUAGUCUGUUGGAGGACUGAGGCCUUGUUUUAGUUACAAUUUAGAACUCAAGGUUAUGGCGUUGGAACAUUGGAAUGGUAAUUGACCUGUUAGUCGUUUAAUCGCAGUGUCUUCUGGUUUUUACCAGAGUUAUGCAAUGCCCUUUGCUCACCUGAAUUGUUUCUAUUCUGCCUUGUGUUGUUUAAGAUCCUUUUUGGUUGUGGUUUGAGCUUGUUUGUGGUGUAGUUUGUCGAAUGUGAUUCUCAUCGUGGGAUGGAUAGCUUGAUGGGAUGGAUAGCUUGAUAAAAUGCAACAGUGGCAAUUGCUAUAAAUGAACUGUUUGUCUCUGAGACCCGAUACGUAGGAACAGGAUCGCCCUAAUUUUCGGCCUGACGUUAUUCUUCAACAGCAAUUAAGUCCAUCAAGAGCUAAUUUGGGCGGAUUUCUUAUGGGUUCAUUUUUGGCAGACUCCAAAGGAGUACCAUCACAGAUUCUGGGCGAUUUUUCCAAAAUUCCAUUUUCUUCCGAUUUUGGAGGCUAUAGAUCACGGAUUCAGCUCGAGGCUAUUCUCCACCGAUAAUAAAGUCUAUUGGUUCUAUUAUGCACCGAUGAUUAAGUCAAUUAAGCACCGAAUUGGGCCAAUAUAUUUUGGGAUCGCAUUUUCGUAAUUAUUUGAGCAAUUUUUUCGAAAGACCAUUUUCCUUUGAUUUUGAAGGAUAAAGAUGGUGGAUUCGGCCUGAUGCUAUUCUUCAACGAUGAUUAAGUCCAUCCAGUGCCAACUUGGGCGGAUUUCUUCAUGGUCCUUUUUUGGAAGACUCCAAAGGUGUACCAUCACAGAUUUCGGGCGAUUUUUCCGUAAUGCCAUUUUCUUUCGAUUUUGGAGGCUACAGAUCACGGAUUCGGCUCGAGGCUAUUCUCCACCAAUAAUAAAGUCUAUUGGUCCUAUUCUGCACCGAUGAUUAAGUCAAUUAAGCACCGAAUUGGGCUAAUAUAUUUUUGGAUGGCAUUUUCGUAAUUAUUUGAGCAAUUUUUUUCGAAAGGCCAUUUUCCUUGGAUUUUGAAGGAUAAAGAUGGUGGAUACGGCCGGGGGCUAUUCUUCAACGACGAUUAAGUCCAUCCAGGGCCAAUUUGGGCGGAUUUCUUCCUGGUCCAUUUUUGGCAAACUCCAAAGGUGUACCAUCACAGAUUUCGGGCGAUUUUUUCGAAAUGCCAUUUUCUUUCGAUUUUGUAGGCUACAGAUCACGAAUUCGGCUCGAGGCUAUUCUCCAGCGAUAAUAAAGUCUAUUGGUCCUAUUAUGCGCCGAUGAUUAAGUCAAUUAAGCACCGAAUUGGGCCAAUAUAUUUAGGGAUGGCAUUUUCGUAAUUAUUUGAGCAAUUUUUUUCGAAAGGCCAUUUUCCUUGGAUUUCGAAGGAUAAAGAUAGUGGAUUCGGCCUGAGGCUAUUCUUCAACGAUGAUUAAGUCCAUCCAGAGCCAAUUUGGGCGGAUUUCUUCCGGGUCCAUUUUUGGCAGACUCCAAAGGGGUACCAUCACAGAUUUUGGGCGAUUUUUCCGAAAUUCCAUUUUCUUUCGAUUUUGGUGGCUACAGAUCACGGAUUCCGCUCGAGGCUAUUCUCCACCGAUAAUAAAGUCUAUUGGUCCUAUUCUGCGCCGAUGAUUAAGUCAAUUGAGCACCAAAUUGGGCCAAUAUAUUUUGGGAUGACAU
Linum trigynum is the source of this 2530-nucleotide messenger RNA. NCBI's taxonomy places the organism in Eukaryota, Viridiplantae, Streptophyta, Magnoliopsida, Malpighiales, Linaceae. The record is from the annotation of a GenBank genome assembly.